Molecule: messenger RNA, 657 nt
Organism: Iphiclides podalirius (scarce swallowtail)
Lineage: Eukaryota; Metazoa; Arthropoda; Insecta; Lepidoptera; Papilionidae
Source: the annotation of a GenBank genome assembly
AUGAACGCCCGCAGCAUCUCCUUCGAAAUGUCCAUGGAAGGCAGACAAGUGGACGAGGUGGUCGCGAGUAUAUUCCACACGGUACUCUUCCACCGCUCCAGCGGCAAGUUCACGUACAACAACGAGGAGAGCUACUCCAUACGGACGGUGAGCUACAUCGACGUGGACUGCGACUUCAUCGACUUCACGUACGUGUGCUGCGAGUCGGACUCGCUCGGUAGGAAUGUGAAGCGGGAGAUAUCCGAGUUCUCGGACUUGCUGCGGACGGCGAGCUCGUCGCCGCCGCGGGGCUCCAUCAGCCUCGAGUUCUUCCAGAAGCGGCGCGCCCGCUGGCCCUUCCAGCCGGAGUGCGUGCCCUGGGAGGUGUGGACCGUCUGCUGCGAGCUGACCGAGUCUCACAGCGAGCAAGACAUGCGCAGCCAGCACGAGAGCGUCGUCGAAAUGCUCCAGGACAAGAUCGUCCACAUAACGGAGAUAAUCAACCGGCACGAGUACGUGCCCAAAAUGCCCAGCCGCUCGGACGCCGACCUGAUAUUCGACACCUCGUACCCGGAUAUCCAGCCGUACCUAUUCAAAAUACAGUACAACCUCUCCGGAGCGCCACCGACGUCGGUUGGCAACACUGUGCGCAAACUGAUUCGCGACACACUGUCUUUG